AUGGAAAUUUGGGGAUCAGGAUGCAAUAUUUUUGGUCAAUUAGCAAAAAAUGAAGAACAUUAUUUAUUUGAAUUAAAAAUGAUCCAGCAUGUUGAUAAGGGAAAUAUUCAUAUUGUAUUUAAUGCAUGGUCGGAAAUAUUAUAUUGUAUUAAUGGACGCUUGAAACUAUUGGGUUUUAGAGCUGAUAAUAUGGAUAUUCAUUUCACAAAUUCUAUUCUUUGUGCAUUUGGAACGAUUGAGAUUUCAGGGUUUGUUGAUUCUGAAUUUAAUUUAAGAGAUUUAAAAGGGAAUAUUUUACAUACAGGUAUUGGGAUUGUAGUGGAGGCAGGGAAUGGUCAAUUGGUUGGAACAGACUAUAAUUAUAAGAAUCUAAUAUUUUUUGAUACUAAAGAUGGAAGAUUUGAUAUUUGUAAUAUUUUUUCUUUGAAAUUAAAAGAUGAAAAUUCUAAAAUUCUUCAAAUAUCAGCAGGUGCAUCUCAUUUUGCUUUAUUAUCAUCAGAUGGAGAAGUUUAUACAUGGGGAGAUAAUAUUUAUGGACAAUUAGGCAGGGAGACUAGUGAUGGUGUUGAAUCUAAUACAGUUCCUACUAUUGUAAGUGCCUUACAAGGUCUUAAAAUCCAAAAAAUUGCAGCAGGAGGUUGGAUGACAGGUGCACAAAGUGCAGAUAAUGAUUUAUAUAUUUGUGGCUGGCUAAGACUAGGAAAAAUAGUUAACACUUCUGACGAUAAAUCAGAAUUUAAUUUAGUGGACUUAGGGGAAAAUGUUGAUAUAUUGGAUUUUGGAAUAGGAUCCGAACAUAUUGUUGUAUUAACGACGAAUGGUAUAUAUUCACUAGGGAAAGAAGGAGAAAAUUGUUUAUCAUAUUCAACUCUAAUAUGGAUUCAAAUUCCACAAUUUUCUAAUAAAAAGAUAACACAUGUUUUUUGUAGUCAAUGGAAUACUUUAUUAAUAACAUAUGACGAAUCUAAAAUUGAAAAAGAUAAUCCUCAAAGUUGA
Messenger RNA from Pneumocystis carinii B80, 996 nucleotides. RefSeq lists its product as hypothetical. NCBI's taxonomy places the organism in Eukaryota, Fungi, Ascomycota, Pneumocystomycetes, Pneumocystales, Pneumocystaceae. Gene Ontology annotation, cellular component: cytoplasm. The record is from RefSeq and is a predicted model, not a curated record. Gene Ontology annotation, molecular function: guanyl-nucleotide exchange factor activity. Bases 1 to 996 code for a protein of 331 amino acids. The transcript is spliced from 2 exons.